UGGUCGUUAGGGCUGGAGGUGACGUCACCGGUGUACAGACAGUUGGUCACGGCGGGAGGAUUGAGCUGCGGACUGGGAGCCAUGGCUGGAGUUUGGCAGCACCCGUUCGUGAAUGUUUUUAAGCACGUGCAGCUGGAGGAAUGGAAGCGAUCGAGCAAGGAAGGCGACGUCACCGCUCUCAUGGACAGAAGCCUGCGGUGCACCGUCUACAAGAUCCGGGGGUCCGUCCCUGCAGGAAACUACAUCCAGAUCCCCAAGACCAGUUCCCAGAGUCUGGGGCUGACCGGGCGUCACCUCUACGUGCUGUUCAGGCCGAUACCCGGGAAGCAUUUUGUGGUCCACGUGGACGUGAGCGCAGAGGACGGUCAGACCAUCCGAAUCUCCUUCUCCAACCUCUUCAAGGAGUUUAAGUCCACGGCCACGUGGCUGCAGUUCCCGUUCGUGUGCGGAGCGGUGAAGGGCUCAGUGUAUGACAGCACAGCGCAGAGCGCCCGUCAUGGUCUGGUGGGCCCGGCUCCGUCAGGGUCCCGGUGGACGUGUCUAUUGCUGGACCUCCGCUAUAUCCUGUCUUUGUACCAGAGCCGGACAUACAGCCACCUGAGGAGCGUCAAGCUCUGCUCCAACCUACUGGUGAAGAACCUAGUGACGAGCGACCUCAUCUUCAACCCUGCAAUGACUUAUACGGAGGCCCGGCAGUCCAAGGCUUUACAAGAUGGAGUUGCUCCGAUGCCCCGGGAGAUGGCAUUUCCGGUUCCUAAAGGAGAGAAAUGGGACGACCUGUACGACUUCAUAAGGUUUCCUUCAGACGCCUCCAAGCUGCCCUACGAUUCCAUCCAGAAGGGACAGUCGUCCACAGCAGCCCCAGGCGCCCCUCCCUCUCGCAGUCCUCUUCGGGAACGCCCCCGCUCUGUCACCGUCAGUAAACCCGUGCAGGACAGAGUCUCCCUCAUCCAGCAGAUUACGACCCCCAGACCGCUUCCCCGGCGCACUCUCCUAAGUGCGGAGUCCAUCCCUGAGCGCUACCUGUCCGUGUGUGGGAGACCAGGAGAGGACGUAGAGCAGGAGAGCAGCGCGGGGGAGGAGGAUGAUGGCGGGGUUCAUGUGUACGCACACAGAGGACGGGAUCUCGCCAUCCACAGGCAUUCUGCUGACCUGGAGAAGGUCGUUCACACGACGACCCCCAGACCGGCGAUGUUAUCGGCAGAACCUGAGGGGAAGAAGCUUCUUCCUGAUCCAAUCCUGAAACUGAGAAGAAUCAUCGGCUUCGGAGGCUGCACCGAGCGAUGUGCUCUGUGGACCCGCGCCGGUUGCUCGGUGGUCUAUCCGUGUCACGCUGUGAUCGUGGUGCUGGAUGUGGAGAGCGGAGAUCAGCGGCUCCUCCUGGGACACACUGACAAGGUGUCUGCCCUGGCAUUUAACGGGAGCUGCACCCUCCUGGCCUCCGCACAGACUGGCACCCUCAGCAUGGUGCGGCUCUGGGACUUUGAGAAGGGCGACUGCCUGGCCAUGUUCAGGACGCACGCCCACUCCAUGUGCUACCUCAGCUUCUCACACAGCGGAGCCGUUCUCUGUGGAGUCGGGAAGGACGGACACGGGAAAAAUAUGGUGGUUGUGUGGAACACGUCUCAGGCUAGCCGCGGUGGUGAAGUGGUCGUCCUGGCGAAGGCUCAUACAGACGUAGAUAUCCAGACUAUGAAGAUCGCCUUCUUUGAUGACACCAGGAUGGUAUCAUGUGGCCGGGACAAUGUGCGUUUAUGGCGGGUACGAGGUGGGGCACUGCGGUCCUGCCCGGUUAAUUUGGGGGAGUACCACAACCUGGAGUUCACAGACCUGGCGUUUGAAGUUGGACACAGCCCUGACCGAGAACUUGAAGAGCGAACCCUCUACGUGUGCAGCCGCAGCGGGCACAUCCUGGAGAUAGACUACAAGAAUGUGUCGCUGAGCAACGUGCGCCGCCUACAGACGACCCCGGCCCAGCAUGGCGAGCGGCGGGAGAAGACGACCUUCAGCUCUGGUCCUGGCAUAGCCAUAAACAGCGUCUGUGUGUCGGCCACCUACUGUGCCACCGGAUCUGAGGACGGCUACAUGCGGCUGUGGCCCUUAGACUUCUCUGGGGUCUUCCUGGAGGCAGAGCAUGAGGGUCCGGUCAGCUGUGUGUCCAUCAGUCCCGAGGGUCUGCGCGUCCUGUCCUGCACUAGAAGUGGGGAGCUCGGGGUCCUAGAUGUUCCUUCCCGGGGGUACCAGACCCUCAUGCGCUCUCACACCGAUUCGCUGCUUGCCUUCUCCGCUCACCCUUCUUACCCUCAGCUCGCCACUGUGUCCAGCGACAAGACCAUCCGGAUCUGGGACGUGGUCUCCCUGCAGCAGUUGUAUGACUUCACAGCCAACGAGGAGACCCCGUGCACCGCGGCCUUCCACCCCGACCAGCAGGCCCUGGCCUGCGGCUUCAGCAGCGGGGCGGUACGCUAUUUUGAUGUGGCCGCGACCGCUCUACAAGCAGAGCACAAGCAGCACCGAGGAGCCAUAACCGGCCUUCUCUUCUCUCCGGAUGGCGGUCUGAUGUACAGCGCCUGCUCCAUGGGGUCCCUUGCUCUCUACAGCAUUGGUCACAGAGAGCAGCACGUGGUGCGGGUGCUCGGUAACGUGGUUUGCAAGAGCUCAGAGCAGGGCCCUCGGGCGCUGACUCUCAGCAGGGACGGUCGCCUCUUGGCCUUCAUCGGACCUACCGAAUAUACGGUGACCUUCAUGGAGGGACGCUCGUUGGAUGAGGUCCUGCGGGUUGAUGUUAGUAUCCUGGACUUGGACAGCACCAGGCUGGACUGCGCCCUGGGCAUCGCCUUCAGUCCCCUCCGUCCUUACCACCUUCUGGUGUCCACCUCUGGAAACAAGAUCCUGUGGCUGGACCCCACUACGGGUCGGCUGAUUAGAGAGGUCACAAAUGUGCACAAAGAGCACUGCUCCUUGGUGGCGGUGAGUGAGGAUAACCGCUACCUCGUGACAGCCGGGGACCGGAUCCUGAAAGUGUGGGAUCAUGGCCUGGCAGGACACUCGCGCCCGCAGGUCUUCAUCGGGCACUCUGAGCCGAUUCAGCAGGCGGAGUUCUCCCCCGAUCAGCAGCACGUGAUCACUGCCGGAGACGCCAUUUUUAUUUGGGACUUUGAAGCAGCUCCUGACGCUGGCAGUCAGGAUGUCAGCCAUGCAGGGUGUCUGCCCACUGUCCGCCAGUCUAGCAUCAUGGGGCGUCUGCCGCUCCCCCUCCAAUCCAGCGCCGCAGAUCAGAGAAGAGACUCCACCUUCAUCUCCAGUGGGAUGCCUCGGGUGGCGGCCCCUCGCCCCUGUGUCUCCUCUCCCCCCCGCCUGGAUAUCAGCCCGGUGCAGCGCGCAGAGAACACAGAGUCGGAUGAUGAAGAUCUGGGGCAAGUCGUCCACGAGGAGUCAAAGGUAGAAGAGGUGGACGUCGAGGAUCCGGAGGAAAGCGGCGGCGAGUCAUCCCUCGUCAUCAUCGAAAACCGUCUGAACAGGAGCGAUCUGCCCCGGAGCAGAGGUGGCAUCAGCGCCAGCCCAGCCGCAGAUCUGCAGCCGGACCCCCCACGUCCUGAUGUCUACACGCACUUCACCCCUCGUUUUAAGAGUUCCUUCCCAGUCCAGGCGGCGUGCCAUCCUCCAGCCGGGCAGGAGAGGUUGGUCCUCAGGGCAGUGAUUGGGUAUAAUGGCAACGGGCGGGGGAACAUGGUGUGGAACCCGGAUACAGGGUUCUUCGCUUACACGAGCGGCUGUGUGAUCGUGGUGGAAGAUCUGCAUUCUGGGUCACAGCGUCACUGGCUCGGACACCCAGAGGAGAUCUCCACCCUGGCGCUCACCCAUGAUGCUCAGAUCCUGGCCUCCGCCUCUGGCUCCGGGGACGGAUCUUCCCUCUGUCAGAUCAGAGUCUGGACCACACAAGAUGGAUCCUGCGUAAAGGUCCUGCAGGGCCACCGCUCCGAGGUCCAGGCCAUGAGCUUCUCCAGGGACGACCGGUUGCUGCUCACUGUGGGUGACUACAGGGACGGGACCCUCGCGCUGUGGAGCACCAGGACCUAUGAGAUGCUGGCGAGCAGUAAGCUGUCCGCGCCCGCCCACGCCGCAGUCUUUAACCCCUCACACGCCGACACCUUUGCUUGCGUCAGCAGCAGGACUGUAAACUUUUGGCGAUUGGAAAACAAUGGGACGUCAUGUCAGAUGAAGGUCUACAGAGCAGCUGUUCCGGACAAGGUUGGCGUAGCAGAGCUGACCUCGCUGACCUAUAACGCGACCUCCCUGGUGUACACCGGCUGUAGCACGGGGCAGGUGUGUGUGUGGGACGCCCAGACUCACCGCUGCUUCAUGACCUGGGAAGCGGAUCGUGGGGAGAUAGGUGCCCUGCUGUGCCGAGGGAACCGGCUGCUGACCGGCAGUAACACCCGCAGGAUCCGACUCUGGUCUGUGGCCGCCGUGCAGGAGCUGAGGCACAAGGGCUCCGAGGCCAGCACUUCCUCCGUCCUCAUGGAACAAGAGAUGACCCUGGACGGCGCCAUUGUCAGCGCCUCUUUCGAUGAUGCCCUGGACAUGGGCAUCGUGGGCACCACGGCUGGCACCUUGUGGUACAUCAACUGGGUGGAGAACACCAGCAUCCGUCUCAUCAGUGGUCACCGGAACAAGGUGAUGGGUUUAGUGGUGGGUCCGGGGGAGACGCACUGCGCCACGUGCGGGGAGGACGGCAGCGUGUGCAUCUGGUCGCUUCACAGCUGCGAGCUGCUCCUUCAGUUCCAAGUCCUCAACCAGAGCUGCCUGUGCCUGGACUGGAAUCGCCACGCAGCGUCGGGUCCGAGGUUAGCGGCCGGCUACAGCGACGGGACCAUCCGCUUCUUCAGCGUGUCCAGGACGGAGAUGGAAAUGAAGAUCCAUCCCCACCCGUGUGCGGUGACUGCCGUGGCCUUCUCCCUCACCGGUGACGUUCUGCUGUCUGGUGGGAAGGACGGCCUGAUGGCGGUCAGCAGCCCGCAGACAGGAAUGACCAUCCGGGUACUGAGCGACCACAAGGGGUCGCCCAUCAGCACCAUCCAGUUCUCCCCCAGGAAGCCUGAAGAACUCUGCCUUCAAGGAGGAGAGAUCUGGUUGGCUGCCAGUUCAGAUCGGCGGGUUAGCAUCUGGGCCUCUGAUUGGGCGAAGGAUAAGUGCGAGCUCUUGGACUGGUUGAGCUUCCCGGCCCCUGACAGCGAGAAGGAAAUAGAUUCGCCAGUUCCGACCCUUGCAGCUUUCUGUCCAUGGCAGCCUGGCACGGUGGUGUACACGGGGUAUGGGGCAGAGAAGGAGGCGCUCUUCUACAGCCUGGCACAGAAGCAGGUUCUGCUGAGGAUCCCGCUCUCGCAUUUUGCUGCAUCUCUGUCCAUGUCGCCGGUGGCAUCGCUUCUGGUCGUGGGCAGCAACGAGCGCCUCCUGCGUGUCAUUGACUCGUCGGCUGGCACACAGCAGGACUUCUGCGCCCACGACGACGGCGUUCACUUGUGUCGGGUGUCACCAUCCGGGAACCUGCUCUUCACCGCCUCCUACAACCAGGUGCUGGUCUGGGACGUCCAGAGCGCCUGAGCCGUGUCACGUGACCUCCGCCGCUGCUCUAGCUGGGACUUGUGUAUAUAGUUUGUACAGCAGAAGGAUCAUCCUCUGGGUGGCGCUUUUUACCGGAAAUUUGAAGUUUUUGUACUUUAAUUUAAAGAAAAUUAAAAAAGAAAAGUUUCUGAAUA
Bufo bufo (common toad) is the source of this 5759-nucleotide messenger RNA. RefSeq names its product WD repeat domain 90 (gene WDR90). The transcript is spliced from 43 exons. Gene Ontology annotation, molecular function: protein binding. Gene Ontology annotation, cellular component: centriole. Lineage: Eukaryota; Metazoa; Chordata; Amphibia; Anura; Bufonidae. The coding region runs from base 82 to 5604 and encodes 1840 amino acids. The record is from RefSeq and is a predicted model, not a curated record.